Molecule: messenger RNA, 9008 nt
Organism: Paramecium sonneborni
Lineage: Eukaryota; Ciliophora; Oligohymenophorea; Peniculida; Parameciidae
Source: the annotation of a GenBank genome assembly
AUGUUAAUUCUCUUGAUUGAAGUUCUUUUACUGUUUAAUGAAUUUAAGUAGAUAAUGAAUUCAUUAUGAUAGCUAAAUUCUAGUAUUUGGAUGCAAAUAAGAAAUAUUAGAUGAAGCAAUUUAUGAAAUUCCGCAUACAUUUUCAACAAUGUAAACUAUAGGUAUAUGGUUCAAAUGGGAACCAACAUUAAACCGAAUGUCAAGAUUAGAGAACUAUAAUCCUCGUUAUCUGUUGUAUCUAGAAUAGAUCGAAUUGGAUAAAACAACUUCAGCAGUUAGGAUAUUUUAAGAGUUUGAAUACGAGUAUUUUUAUGUAGAGCACUAUACAUAUUAAAGUUAUUCAACAACACUUUAGAAUGAAUAAAUAUAAUAGAUAGAAAGAAUUUAAUCAUUUAGAUUGGAUUCAUAACUUAUGGAAGGGAAUUGGGGAUUUCAUUGUUUCAGUUACAAUCCAUCAACAAAAGAAUAUAAAGUGUAUCUUUGGUAUGCAAAAAUAGGUGGAAUGACAGAUGAUUAUGUUUUUGAAUCAAAAGGGCAUAACUUAGAGAGAACUUAGGGAAAAUACAAUUAUAUAUUAGGAGAUUAUAAGGGUACUCCAUUUGGCUAAGUUUUUCCUAAGUUAGAUUCAGGUCUUACUUUAGAAAAAUUCAGAGGGAAUAGAAGUUAGUUGUAUUUUAAUGAUUUUUAUGUGGAAACCUUAUCAGGUUUUUUAGCAUUAGAUUAAUUGAGUUGUGAUAUGUAUAAUUAUUGUAAAGCAAUUGGAACAACAAAAAUAACUGAAAUAUUAAUAGAUGGAGUAAAUUCAAAUUUUCCAUAAGUAUUCACAAAGUUCUAUAGAGAAGAAAGGUUUAGUUUAUCUGGAUGGGUGAAAUUAAAUCAUAAUUAUGGGAUCAUAAGAGAAAUUACAAUCAUAAGAUUAGCUAUUUAUUAGUUUUAUUCAAAUGAUUAUAUUCUUGGGGAUAGAGUGUUUAUGAUGAGUUAUCAAUAUAAUCCUGAAUACAUUGAACAUUCGUUAAUUAAAAUUGAUACCUAUUCUUAUGAUUUUCCAUUUUUAUCAUUUUAAUCAACUACUGAAUAUGAUACUUAUUAGAAAUCAGGAUUAAAUAUAUUUAAUUUGAUGACUAAAUGGCAUUACUUUAUGUUUGAAGCAGGAAUUCAAUAACCUUUAUAUAAUGUUAAUAUUAAAAUAAAAGAUGGAUUAAUAUUAGAUUCAAAUUAUUAUGAUAUAAAUUAUAACUAUCCUAUGCGAAAUUAAUUCAAAUCAUCAAAUUUAAUAGUAAAUUUAGGAGGAGAUAAAUUAAGUUCUACUCCUAUGAAUGGAUUCUUAGCAAAUAUAGUUUUUGAGUAUUGUUAUUAGAGUGAUCAAACAUAUAAAUUAAGUAAUAUUUUUAAUUUAAUUUUAAAAAGGAUGCCAUAAAAUUUGUAAGACAUGCUUUGGUCCUGAUAAAACACAUUGUUUAAGUUGUAAUGAUGAUACAUUCAAAAUUUUAAAAAAUAAUGAGUGUUUGUGUUAACGAAAUUAUUAUGAAGAUGAAAAUAAUAUUUGUUAAAGUAAUUAAUGUAAUAAAAAUAGAUCAUAUAUCAUAUUUAGGAUAGCUUCAAUUAAUUUAAACUAAAUUUUAUAAUUUAUGUGAUGAGAAUGAAUUCUAAAUUCCUAUUAAUAAUUCAAUAAUUUGUUAGAAAUGUCCUUCCUCAAAAAGUAGUCAUAAGAUAGUAUGUGCUGAUUGCUUAUAAAAUCAAAUGGAUUGGUAUAAAAAUCCUAUUUGUUCAUAAGAUUACAUAUAAUUUUAGACAAAUGAUAUUUUUGAGAAAGAUAGUGCUUUUUAAAAGAUCUAGAGAAAUUAGAUUGAUUACGAAUAUUAUCUAAUAAGAAAAGAUUCAAGUUUAGAUCUUUGUGAAGGAUGUUUAGGAUUGGUUACAGAUGAUAAUUUAACAUAUAUUUUAAGAUUCUAAUUAGAUUAAUUAACUAAAAUAUAAUGCAAACCUUGUCAUAAAAUAAUAUAGAAUUCUUGUGUAAUUGUGAAUUAAGAUUGUAUCGAAUGUGAUGAAGAAUUUAAAUGUUUAACAUGUUAAUCUGACUAUUUAAUAUUAAAUUAAGGAUGUGUUAAGUGUCCAACAAAUGAAUGUGCUUUAUGUUAAAUUAAUAAAGAUAAAGUAGAAUGUGCAACCUGUCCUUAAACUACUUUUCUAAGUAAUGGAACUUGUUUAAAAUGUGGAUAAAAUUGUUAAAUAUGUGAUAAUAUCAGAUGUCAUAAAUGUAUAGAUAUAAAUAAAUACUAUAUUUCACUUGAUGGACUCAAUUGUUAUCCUAAUCCUAUUGAGAAUUGUUUAAUUGCUUUUGAAAGAAUAGAUGGUGAAAUUACUUCAUCACUUUAAUAUAAUUAUUCUCUUUCUUAAAAUUAACAAAUUACUGUUGUUGAAUGUGCUUUAUGCAAAUCUAACCAUAUUAAUUAAUUGAAUAAUUGUUUAUAUUCAGAUUAAAUGAAUAAAACUGAAUAAAUUCUAGAUAUUUUUAAUAAUGGUUAAAUUCUUUAACUGAAUACUUCAACAAUUAAAGCAACUUAAAAUUUGAAUAUUGCAUAAUUCAAUAAUCUAAUCGAUUGUAAAAGUCCCUGUUUUUAGUGUGUUAUGGAGAAUCAAAUUUUAUUAGAUGGAUGGAAACAAAAACUUAUUCCAUUUUAUAUUCCAUAUUUCUCAUCAACUAAAUUUCAAUAAUCUAAUAAUCUUAUCUAAUUGUCUUCUCUCUAUAGUGAUACAAAACUUCAAAUUAGUUGUACUUCAUGUAGAUAUGGAUAUGAAUUAUAUUAGACUUAAUGUAUACCUCUUUGUUCAUCUAAUUGUGAAUGUAAAAAAAUUAAUUUUAAAAAUGUAUGUUAUAAAUGUAAAUCAAAUGAAAGAGGCUAAUAAUUAAGUCUUUAUGAUGAUAAUUGUAUAGAAUGUCCUUACAAUUGUGCUCAUUGCAGAUUAAGAUCAAAAAAAGAAAUCCAAUCCAUUAAUCCUUAUUUUGAUCCCCAAUAUUAGGAUUUAAUAAAAUAUGGAAAUUAAUGUCUAAUUCCUUUUAUUGAUACUACUCUAUUUUAUGAUGUUGAAAUCGGUGUUUAUGUAGAAUGUCUUAAUUCACUCUGCUAUAAUUCUAUUAAAAUCAUUCUCAAUUAUUAUUGUGAUCUCAUUAGUUAUAAUUCUGCAAAAUCAACUUACAAAGGAACAUUAGAAGAAUUCUAAAAGUAUCAUAUUCUUCUUAAUGAUUAUGAAUCUUAUUAACCAUUUUAUGAAACACAGUUUUUUUACUCUAUUAUGAAUUAAAGAACAAUUAAAUAAAUUAAUUUUGAAAUUAUUUUUAUUUCAAGUAAUAUUUAAUGUGGAUUAAUUAAUAAUUUAACUAUAGCAACUAAUUUGAAGAGAAAUAUUUUUACAUUAAUUAAUCUUCCAAUUCUAAUUAAAACUAAUUUAGCCUAAUUAACACUACUUAUUAAAACCUUUCAACUUAUAGGAUUUUCAUCUGUUAUCAUUCAAAAUCUAUAAAUUUCUAAUUUCCCAUUAAAUGAUAUUUAUAUCUACAUUUCCUCUACUUAUGGGGUUGUCUUCACAAUCAAAGAUAUUAUUUUUAGUUGUUAAAAUGUCAAGUUAUAAUUUAUUAUCAAUAAUCCAAAAUCAUUAAUUUGUAAUUCCCUUACUUUUAAGGAUAUGACUGUUAACAAUACCUAUGGAAUAUUUAUGUAUUAAGGCUUCAAUAAUAAUAAUUAAAUUGUUUAAAUUGAAUUUAAAAAUGUUAAUGUUAUCAAUACUAUUCUCAUUAACUCUUCACUUUUAGUUUUAUCACUUUUUGAAAACUUUCAAAACUAAAAUGUUUAAAUUAAUUCAUUUUAUGUUCAAGAUUCUUAAUUUUCUUAAUCAACCAUAUUAUAGACUAAUUAUCAAUCAUCAAUAAGAAAAGCUGUAUUUGAAUUAAAUUAAAUGAAAACAUUAAAUUCAACAUUUAUAUCGUCUACAUUUCUAAAUUUAGAAGGGUUUCUUUCAGUUAAAUUGAUUGAUUGUUAAUUAUAAUCAAGUUAAUUAAAAUUAGGUUCAAUUUGGCUUAUUUUACCCUUGUUUUCACUACAAAAAUUAAAAAUAGUUGGUAAUACUUUAGAAACAUCAAAUGAUAGAUUUAUUACAAACAAAGCAACUGUAGCAUAUUCUGAUUCAAAUAAUAAUUAAAACUUUAUAAAAAUUUAAGAUCUAAUUAUUGAGAAUAAUUAAUUUGCAAGUGGAAAAGCAUUCAUUGAAAUAUACUAAGACAUUUUUAUUAAAUUAUCUAUAGAAAUUUUGGAUUUGAAAAUUCAUUUUAAUUAAUUGUUUGGAUAAUCUAGUAAAUUUAAUAAAAGAGAUAUAGUCUCUGAAGAUUCGACAAUUUACCUUGAUGUUUAUUAAAUAUCAUUAUAAAACAUUGAUAUUAUAAGAAAAUAAUCUUUUCCUGAAUUUGCAAUUUUAAACAGUAUUGAUGUUAAAAUAAUAAAUUUGAAAGCUAGCCAUUCUGAACAAAAGACUAGUUUUUUGCAUAAUGCCUUUUCAUGUGCAUAAAGUUAGAUAUUUGUGUAGGGUUAUACAGCAUUGUUGUAUUUAUAUAAUUCAAAAGAAUUAAAAUUAAAAAAUAUUGAAUUGAAUAAUUUAAGAAGUAUUAAUUUACCAUUAAUUAUGAUAAAAUCUUCUGAUAAAAUGAAAGUAAGAUAACAUGAAAGUAUUAUAAUAGAAGAUAGUUUUUUUUCUUAAAACUUACUUUUAUUAACUAAGAUUAGUGAAUAGUAAGCCAUAAUUUAAAUAACUUCAGAGCAAUAUUAAAAUGUGAUAAUAAAAAACGUGACUUUCUUUCAUAAUUACUAACAUAGUUAUAUCCCAGAUCUAUCUUUUAUUUCAUCCUCCACUAUUUUAUUUUCUAGUCCUUAUUCUAGUAUAUUACUUCAAUAGGUAACCUUUGAAAGGAAUAUGAUAACAAAUGGAUAAAAUUCAAAUUUGGUAUUGAAAUCUUUAUGGAUAUUGAUAUUGAAUUGUAGUUUUUUGCAAUCAAAUUUUCCUCCUUUGGAUACUAUUCAAUAGAAUAUAUAUUGGGGUAUAUAAUAAAAUUAAGUGUUAUUUUUGGAAAAUUACACAUAGGCAUUCCAAAUCAAUUCAUAAGGUGGAAGUGCAUAUUUAUCAGCCAAUAUUUUAGAAAUAGAAAAUGUAUUAAUAUUGGAAUCAAGAUCUUAAAAGGGAGGUGCAUUAUUCAUAAUACCAAUAUAAUUAGGAAUAAUUAAAAUUUACAAUAUUACUUUUAUUGAUUGCAGAGCAAGUUUAGAAAAAUUAUCAUCAGCUUAAGGUGGAACAAUCUAUAUUGAUGCUUAAUUAUCUCAAUUAGAUUUGAAUAUAACAAAUGCUCAAAUAACAAGAAGCUAUAGCAGAAGAGAAGGAGGUGUAUUCUUUAUUAAUCCAUCUAAAGUAAAGAAUAAUGUUAGAUUGAUCAAUAUUACAGUGAGUGAAUCCUAUUCCUUAUAUUAUUCAUUUUUAAGAAUUCCAUUUACAUCAAGAGCUGAUGUUUACUUAUAAAAUUUCAUUGUAAGAAAUAGUUAUGCUGGAUUUAAAGAAUAUCUUGGUUUACUAUAUUAUUUAUCAGAAAUUGAAUUAAGUACAUAUUCUUCCAGUUAUUUUAUUUCUUUAAUGGGAAAUCUAUAUAUUUAGAUGAGCACUAUUUCAAAUCAAUUUAGUGGAUUAUUUGAAGUUUAAUCGGGAUAAGUAAACUUUAAAUAAAUUAGUAUUUCUAAUUGCUAAACAUAUUCACAACCUAUGAUGAUAUUCACUUCAGUGAGUUUGUUAAAUUUUUAAAACAUUAAUCUUUUUAAUAUCUCUACUUAUAAAUAUGAUGAAAUUACUGUUGAGAAAUCCGAAAUCACAUACUCUCCAUUGUUAAUGUAAUGUUCUUAAGAGAUUUAUAAACCUUCUUAUAUUUAUGAAGGUAUUAAUAGUUCUAUCAUCAGUUAUUAUGGAUAAAUUAAUAUAAAAAGUAUUUAUUAAAGCUUUAUCAAUCCUAAUUGUUUAAUUUAAAUCGAUUCAAUACAGUAGAAUUUUAAAAUCACUUACUAAGAUAGUUAAUUUUAGAUGUUAAGUUGUCCCAAUUGUUAAAAAGGAUUGAUAAUUCAUAUUUUUACAAAAUAUUAUGAUAUGGGUGUUAAUAUAAUUAAAUUUAGUAAUAUUAAAUUUAAUAAAAACUUAUGUGGAUAUAGUUGUUUAGUAUUUAGAUAAUAGAAUUAAAAUAGAUAUAGAUUGUUAUCUCAAUCUAAGAAAUAAUUAAUAUAUACAAUUGAAGUUACUAAUAGUGAAUUUCACUCUAACACAGGUUAAAAUGGAGGUGUAUUUCAUGUUGAUGAUAUGAAUCUUCUUAUUGUUUCAUGUUUAUUUAAUUAAAAUCAAGCAUCUUAGUCAGGAGCUGUUGUCUAUUUUAUUUCUAAAUCUGCAACUUUUAAUAUUUAUGAUUCAGAUUUGUCAUCAAAUUCUGCCUAAAUAGGAGGAGCAUUCUAUUUAAGUAAUUACACUCUUAAUUCUCCAGAUAAACUUAAUUUACGUCUUAUAGAUAAUUAUGCAAGUUAGUAUGGUUAAAAUUAUGCUGAAUAUCCAUCUCAAUUAACAUUGUCUCUUGAUGGAGGUAAGAUAUUAUUAGAAAAGAAAGUGAUUUUGUCAAAUACUACAACCAUUAUAGAUCAGGUAACAAUAAAACCAUAUUCUUUUAAUAAUGAAAUAAAAAAAUAUAUAAAUUUACCGAGUGGUUAAGCUAUAAGCAGUUAUAAAUAUUAUAAUGAGACAGCAUAAUAGUUUGUAUCUUACAAUUUGACAUUUCGUAUCUUAGCAUUAAACAAAUAAUAUAAUAAAAUUUAAAAUUUAGAUGGGACAAAAUGUUCAAUCAAAUCAUAUCUUGUAUCUAAAUUAAGUGCAAAUUCAGAGAUUCCAAUAACUAUUUAAUCAAAAAAUAAUCAGAGCUUUUUGAAUUUAAAGGAGAUCCUGUUUAAUACUACAACCUAAGAUUAUAAUUUAGAUGAUAUGAUAAUUUAUUUUGAUCCAACAAAAAAUACUGAAGAAGUUUUAUAAUUGGAAUUCAUUUGUAAUUCUGUAAAGAUAUCAAUAUUUAAUUCUGAAGCUCCAUAUUAAAUAAUAAAAUUUAUUGAAGAUUAUCGUUUGAGAAUAAAUGUUUAAACUCUAGAUUGUCAGUUAGGAGAAUAAAAAAGAGUUGAUGAUGGUACAUGUGUUGUAUGUGAUUCAACAUUGGAUUAAUAUUCAGUUUAACCAGGAUAACGAUGCCAAAUACGUGAUUCAAUAUCUACAGAGAAAGUGACAUCAGCAAGGGUAAAAUUGAGAUCUGGAUAUUGGAGACCAUAUACGUAUAGUGUAAAGAUAGAAUAUUGUUUAAAUAUGGAAAAAAAUUGUGAAGGAGGAUGGAUACCAGGAAAUCUAUCUUGUUUUGCUGGUCAUAUUGGUGCAUUAUGUGAAUAAUGUGAUAUUUAUAAUAUAGAAGGAAAGGGAUCUUGGUCUAUGAAUGGAUAAUAUAAAUGUGGUAGUUGUGAUCAAAUUGGAAAUAAUACUUUUAAAGUAGUAUUAGUGAGUGCUUGGACUAUUAUAUCUAUUAUGUUAUAAGUAAAGAGUACAAUGGAGAUGGUUGAUAAUAUAGUCCUAGGAAAUAAAUUGAAGAAGUCUUAUUUUGAGAAUCCAAAAACUGGUUAUGGAGGUAUUCUUAUAAAAGUGUUAACAAAUUAUUUAUAGAUUAUAGGAGUUGUAACCACAUUCUAACUUUCUCUACCUAGUGCUUUAUCUGAAGCAUUCGAAACAGUAGGCUCUCCUAUCGAAUCUAUGAGUUAUUCUUUAGAUUGUUUUCUCAUUCAGAUGACAAAUAUUGACAUUCUUUAUUUCAGAAUGAUCUGGGCUUUAAUUAUGCCAUUGAUCUACAUUAUUACAUUCUUUAUUCUUUAUGCUAUUGCUAUAAUGGCUAGAUUAAUUAAUUCUAAUAAGAGUGCUAUCAGUACUACACUUAUAUAUUUAUUUACUUUUUUAUAACCUACUCUAUUAGGUGGAUUCAUUUCCUUAUUGUCAUUUAGAUAUAUUUCAGAUAUCUAUUGGAUAUAAGGUAAUGUAUCUUAUAGAUAUAAUACAAGUUCUCAUGUAAAAUGGUUACUUACUUUUGUAUUGCCAUCAGCUUUGAUGUUAGGAUUCAUCAUACCAACUUAUUUAUUUCUUAAUCUCUUUAAAAUUAGAACUAAAUUAGAUGAACCAGAUAGUAGAAAGAGUUGGGGUUAUCUCUAUAAUGAAUAUUAACCUAAAGCAUACUUUUGGGAAAUUGUUAAAAUUUAUGAGAAGAGUUUUAUCUUAUCCUUCCUCACUUUUUAUGAAGAUUUAAUCAUUAUUAAAGCUGCAUUAAUAUUUAUUAUUGUAUUCAUAUACUCUGGAUUGACCAAAAAGUAUAAACCUUAUAAACUUCCAUUUCUUAAUUAAAUUGAUGAUUUUAGUACCCUAGUAUGUGGAACAUCAAUAGUCUUAGGAAUGACUUUAUAUUCUGCCAAUAAAAGCAACAAUUAAGAAAUUAUCUGGCCAUUUUACAUUUUCUUAGUUAUAAUCAAUUCAACUUUCAUAUUUAUUAUUCUUUGGGAAAUUCUAUGGGCUAAUCUACAUAAUUAAUAAAUUGUUUUAGAUAAAUUUAGAGAUAAAAUCAAUUCUAAAUUUCCUCAUUUAAAAAAUACAAAUUGGUUAACAAAAAGACUAUUAAUUAAUAGAGGAGAAUAACUUAAAAGAAUCAAAAAAAGAUGGAAGUAGAUUAGAGAAUAUUUGUUAAAUUUUAUAAGAAAGAAAGGUUCAUUAGCAUAAACUGCAGAUCAGUACAAUAUUUAUUUAUAUAUUUUAUUAGUGAGAGUAAUACCGUUGAAAUAAUAAAGAAUCUACCUCUUCCAAAAUUUCAUAAUAAAAUUUAUCCUGAGAAUUUUAUAAAUGACUUUGAACCUUAAUUAUUACCAAUUUGA